This is a messenger RNA of Pieris macdunnoughi, 1686 nucleotides long. Lineage: Eukaryota; Metazoa; Arthropoda; Insecta; Lepidoptera; Pieridae. The record is from the annotation of a GenBank genome assembly.
AUGUUUGUGUCGCGAUUCGAAAAAAUCGUGGAAUGUCGAAUAGUGAGUUUUCUAAGAAGAAAUCAUGUGUGGACGAAAAAUAGAAUUGUGAAAUCACCUUACCGUGAUAUUGAAAUACCAAAUUUUUCUGUGUCCGAAUAUAUUUUGAGUAAUAUACACAAAUGGGAGAACAAAACAGCUGUGGUAUGCGGAGUCACCGACAGACACUAUACAUAUGGGCAGCUGUACAAACAUUCACGGAUAUUAGGGGCUCAUUUGAGACGGAACUUCAAAUUACAAGAUGGCGACGCUGUUGCAGUAAUGAUGCCGAAUUUGCCGGAGUACCCCAUCACGUUACUCGGCAUAUUAUCAGCUGGGGGUGUUGUUACAACUCUCAAUCCAGUAUAUACAUCGUAUGAAGUACAAAGACAAAUAGCGAUGUCAGAUACUAAACUUAUAUUCACAAUCCCAGAAGUAGUUCCCGUAAUUCAAGAGGCUUUAUGUCUGGCAAAGAAAAAUAUUCCUAUAAUUGUCAUGGAUGUGGAAAACAACCGUCAAGACGGCACAAUUUCGUAUAAAGAAAUCAUUAAUAACACAAACGUUGAUUUAAGUAUUCUUAAAGAGAUUAAAAGGGAUUCAGAAGAUGUCUCUUUUCUGCUAUACUCUAGCGGAACUACGGGAUUGCCUAAAGGCGUGGAAUUAACUAAUAGAAAUAUCGUUGCGAAUUGUAAGCAGCAGGAUACAGAAUUACGAAUGUAUGACUUUACUACUGAAACAAAUCAAGAUACUGUACUAGCAAUUAUUCCAAUGUACCAUUCAUAUGGUUUGACUGUGGUCGCUCUUCACAAGUUGGCAGUUGGGUUGAAAUUGGUAACAAUGCCGAAAUUCAAACCUGAAACAUUCGUCAAGGCUCUGGAAAAACAUAGCAUUGAUUCGUUUUAUUUGGCCCCACCACUGAUGCUUUUCCUGAGUUCGUAUCCUGGAGUGAAGGCAAAGCAUAUGGAGCGGUGCAGAUCUGUCACCAUUGGAGGAGCACCGUUACCCAAAGCUGAUAUUGAAGCGUUUCUGAAUAAAGUUGAGAGAGAUGUUCACGUUGGACAAGCGUAUGGCUUAACGGAAACAAGUCCAAUUGCAACAUUAGCACCUCUUGGCUUCAAGAACUAUACAUCUGUUGGUUAUGCUAUACCAAACGUCGAGCUUCGGAUAAUUGAUAGCGAAUCAAAUAAUUUAGGACCUAAUGAGGUUGGAGAAUUACUAAUAAAAGGGCCUAACGUUAUGAAAGGAUACAAAAAUAACCCCGAAGCCAACAAGCAGGCGUUGGUUGAAGAUGGCUGGUUCCGGAGUGGUGAUUUGGCCAGUAUUUCUGAUGAUGGAGUACUAACCAUUGCUGAUAGGUUAAAGGAGCUGAUCAAGGUCAACGCAUACCAGGUCGCUCCAGCUGAACUAGAAAGUGUUUUAAAAGAACAUCCAGAUGUCUUCGACGCAGCAGUUGUACCUAUACCAGAUCCAAUCACUGGGGAGAAGCCAAAAGCCUUUGUGGUGUUGAAAGACAACAAAAACACAAGUGAUAAUGAUAUCCUAGCAUUUGUUAGUAAAAGAGUUGCGCCAUACAAGCGCAUUAAGGAAAUUGCUUUUCUUAACGAAAUACCCAAGAACCCGUCGGGAAAGAUUAUGAGAAGGACACUUGUUGAAAAAUAUUGUUCGUAG